AUGCUAUCCUUUCCCAAGUCGGUCCUAGUUGGGCUUUCCGUGUCCCAAGGUGCUUGUGCUUGGGGCAGGCUCGGACACGCCACCGUCGCGUACAUUGCGCAAGACUACUUGACCCCGGACGCGGCAGCAUGGUCCAAGGGCAUUCUCCACGACUCGUCCGACUCGUACCUGGCCAACAUUGCGUCGUGGGCCGACGAGUACCGCGCCACCGCGGCCGGCCGAUGGUCGGCGCCGCUGCACUUCAUCGACGCCGAGGACAGCCCGCCCAGCAGCUGCAGCGUCGACUACGGCCGCGACUGCGGCAACGACGGGUGCUCCGUGUCGGCCGUGGCCAACUACACGCGGCGGGUGUCGGCGGCGAGGCUGGGCGGCGGCGAGCGCGCGCAGGCCCUCAAGUUCCUCGUCCACCUGGCCGGCGACCUGACGCAGCCGCUGCACGACGAGGCCUACCAGCGCGGGGGCAACGGCGUCGCCGUCACGUUUGACGGGCACCAGGACAACCUGCACGCCGACUGGGACACGUACAUGCCGCAGCAGCGGGCCGGGGGCGGGCAGCUCGCCGACGCGCGCGGCUGGGCGGACGACCUCGUCGGGCAGGUGGCCUCGGGCCGCUACCGGGACCUCGCGGCCGGCUGGAUCCAGGGCGACGACGUUGCCGACGCCGUGGGCACGGCCACGCGCUGGGCGGCCGACGCCAACGCCCUCGUGUGCUCCGUCGUCAUGCCCGACGGCGCCGAGGCGCUGCAGCAGGGCGACCUGUACCCGGCCUACUACGACGCCGUCGUCGACACCAUCGAGCUGCAGAUCGCAAAGGGCGGGUACCGCCUCGCCAACUGGCUCAACAUGAUUUCCCGCGCCGCCCGCCACGGCAGGGGGGAAGCCGCGGGCGCCGCGGCGGCCGACGAGCCGUCCGACCUGAUGGGCCGCGACUUCCUGCCGGACCCGCGUCCCAUGAGCCGCGCCCAGCUCGCGCGGGCGGCCAUGGACGGGUCGUGCUGUGGAAAGGGCCGCGACGGACACGAGCAUUGA
This is a messenger RNA of Ustilaginoidea virens, 1029 nucleotides long. RefSeq lists its product as uncharacterized. The coding region runs from base 1 to 1029 and encodes 342 amino acids. Gene Ontology annotation, biological process: DNA catabolic process. Lineage: Eukaryota; Fungi; Ascomycota; Sordariomycetes; Hypocreales; Clavicipitaceae. The transcript has 2 exons. The record is from RefSeq and is a predicted model, not a curated record. Gene Ontology annotation, molecular function: nucleic acid binding; endonuclease activity.